AUGAAUCUGCACCUUCGGGAGAAGCGCCUUGCCGCGAAAUGGUUCCAUGCAACAGGAUACCCCUUCGUCUACAAUAAUUUCCACCAUGUAAAACACUUCAGUCAAGCGCAAAUCCCUAAACGGGUGGGGUUCAUGAAACCCGCUUUCAAACUAAACAGAAAGGCGCAAAAGUAUAUAGUCAAUGUGCAGUGGCUAAAAAGUGGAAACACGAAAGAGUUACAAAAGCUAUGUAAUGACAUAAAAAAAGAUGCAAACUCGUUCAAUAGCUACGAACUUAUCGACCUGGUAUACUACCUAAGUAAACAUUCGAACAGAAAUGUGUACCUAACGAUUGAACCUUUAUUGUUUCAUUUUUUUCGCAAGUAUAAUACGUCCGUUAAUUUAAACGGUGUGUCCAUACAUAGGCUGUUAAGAGUCCUAACAGAAUAUCAGGACUUAGUUUACAGAGAGUGGAUUUACUCAUUAGCAAAAAUUAUUUCCAAGAAACAUGCACACAUAUCUAUGAGGGACAUUCAACUUAUCCUAGAUGACUUGGCCCUCUUUUACGAUUUUCAAAUACAUUGCCAAAUUACUCCUUUUUACAACACUAUUAUAAAUAGGCUUCACGAACUGGAAAUAAAAAGACUUCCAUUUCUGAUACAUGUCAUCGGAAGAAUUGGAUGCAAUAACCCUAACCUGUUAAAAGUACUAGUGACCACUUUGAAAAAAAAUAUCUCCAAAAAUGACUUGUACAGAUCCGACUUUUCAGGACUCCUUCUAAGAGGGUUAGCAAAUCUGAAGGUACUUCCAGAAAAGGGCAUCCUCCAUCAGUUGUACAAACCGGUGAAGGAAAAUAUAAACUAUACAAAUAUCAAGUACCUAUCCUGGUGUGCUGAUGGAUUUUCUAGACUGAACUAUUUUUCCCCCCUUCCUAUGCUAGUAAAUAAGAUCCUACAAUUGAAGGACAAAAUUACGCAGCUCGAACUUAAUGAUUUCUCCUCCAUACUUAAUUGCAUCCAAGCGUAUAUACUAAUAAAACAGUACAAUGGGUUGGGCGAAAAGGGGAAUGUGCCACACCGGGGAAGAAGCCUCUCCUCGGAUGAUACCCCAAAGGGGAAUGUUGACCAUCCGAAUGGUGACGGAAAUCUGCUUCAACGCCCCCAUGGGAACACACCAUCGGGUGAAAGUUACAACAAAUCGACGUCACGUGAAGGAAACUCUGAUCAGAGGAGAAUCCCAAUGCAAGAUGCACAUAAUGGUCAAAGCAGCAGCCAAUUUAGCCUUCAUGAAAAUGAAAAACAUGCGCACCAAACGAAUAAAACCAGAGAAGACCGCACAGAGGGAAAACAGACGGUUCACCCAAAUUGGACGCUCCAGAGUGAUGUAAAAAAUAAAGUUAAACAAAAUGUAGAGUUGGCAGAAGACGCCGCAGAAGGUGCCCCACCCGCUUCGGCCAAUGCAAUGAAUAAAACAAACGACCCCUCCGGAAGGGACAAUUAUAUGCAUCCCACUUCUAGUGACAAAUUUCCACGAGAAAUGAACUCAAUUUUUGAGGUGAAUGCUAACACAAUAUCUUUAGAAGCAUUAUACGACAUUUAUUUAAAAUUAGAAAAAAUCAUUUUGGAAAAAAUUACGGAAAGCAUUUAUAGCAGCACGCCACCCUACAGAGUAAUAAUGUUCGAAUUGCUAACUAGACUCUUCCGAUUUUAUAAAAAACCAAUUGAUCUAAUUGUCCAUAUGAAUACACACAGAUAUGACACUUCUCUGCUGCUCAAACAUACCAAUAGUUUGCCUCUUAUUAUAUCAAAUGAAAGGUGCAGAAAAAUUAGCACCUCGCAAUUAUCUUUUCUAGUGCAGGAGUAUGAUUUUUCGAAUGAUUUUUUUUUUAAGGAUUGCCCAAAUGAUCAAUUGGGGGCACAGAAAAGCACGCCCGAUGGUGGAAAUAUGCACAUUGAGGGGGAAAGACACCUAGUUCGUGACAUCCCAUCUGAGGAAUUAAAAAAUAGCGAAAAAGAAAGAGCGAAAAAUCAACAAACCCAUGGCGAGGAAACCAAUACGUAUCAUCACAACGUUGGGGAAAACCUGCUCCUAAACGAGGAUACACAAAAAAAUGUAAACACACCGUUGCCAAAAAUUUUUAAAACCUUUUUGCACUCCAUAUACUUUAGAACCCCCGCAUUAGGCGGCAGAACCAUCAUGCUGCUACUAAUAGCAUUGGUAAGAUUAAAUUUCGGCGAACGGGAAAAAUACGAAUAUUUAACCAAAACGGAUUCUAACAUUUUACCAUUUUCUAAAACGAACGAGAUAUACAGACCCUUAACAAAAUGUAUCAUUCGAGAAAUAAUUAGAAAACUGGAAUCCUUCAAUUCUGAGGAGUUAAUAAUUUGCGCAAUGUGCCUAAACGAACUGGACGCCUUAAACUUGGAUGAUGAAUUAUUUUCCUUAUUAAUUGAACGACUUUUCAAUUUAAACAAAAGUAACUACAUGAGUAAUGAUCAGCUGCUACAGUUAAACAGUCUCUUCCACUUCUGGUACACCGAAAGGAGAAACUUAGUUGCGCAAAAUUUGCGAUUUACGUCUGUGAAGCAGUUUAAGAGUUUCAUUGCGUAG
Molecule: messenger RNA, 2589 nt
Organism: Plasmodium coatneyi
Lineage: Eukaryota; Apicomplexa; Aconoidasida; Haemosporida; Plasmodiidae
Exons: 1
Coding region: 1-2589 (862 amino acids)
Source: RefSeq, a predicted model, not a curated record